Eptesicus fuscus (big brown bat) is the source of this 4754-nucleotide messenger RNA. It is a transcript of the gene WIPF1, whose product is annotated as WAS/WASL interacting protein family member 1. The record is from RefSeq and is a predicted model, not a curated record. Lineage: Eukaryota; Metazoa; Chordata; Mammalia; Chiroptera; Vespertilionidae. Gene Ontology annotation, molecular function: actin binding. The transcript is spliced from 8 exons. Bases 264 to 1763 code for a protein of 499 amino acids.
UCAUACAGGAAGCGAAUAACCACAGAAGAACGUCUGCCUCUGACUCAGUAUGUCACAUUUAAUAAGAGGCCAGAGUGUGUCCAAAAUGGCUGUCCAAAAACGACCCCGCAUUUGCCUUAGAAGAUGAUGCCUUUUUCAGGGACCGUUUUCUCUCGGGGUUCAUCUCUCCCUUGCUCUCUGUCUGCCUGUGUCCCUGAUCAUGCCUUCCUACAGUAUCCAUUAACGGCUUAUCAGCAAGACUGUUGAAAGCUUAACCGUCCAAGAUGCCCGUCCCUCCCCCUCCAGCGCCCCCGCCGCCGCCCACGUUUGCUGUGGCCAAUACAGAAAAGCCUGCCUUGAAUAAGUCAGAGCAGGCUGGGAGAAAUGCUCUUCUCUCCGACAUCAACAAAGGGAAGAAACUAAAGAAGACCGUCACCAAUGACAGAAGUGCCCCGAUACUGGACAAACCUAAAGGAGCCGCAGCUGGUGGCGGCGGUGGCUUUGGUGGAGGCGGCGGAUUUGGCGGAGGAGGUGGCGGCGGAGGUGGCGGCGGCGGUGGCAGCGGUGGCGGAGGCUUUGGAGGGGGCGGACCACCCGGUUUGGGAGGGCUGUUCCAGGCUGGAAUGCCCAAGCUGAGAUCCACGGCCAACAGGGACAAUGAUUCCGGAGGAAGCCGACCCCCGAUUUUGCCACCAGGAGCCAGAGCCACGUCUGCCAAGCCCUUCUCGCCCCCCGGCGGCCCAGGGCGGUUCCCUGUGCCUUCUCCGGGCCACAGGAGCGGACCCCCGGAGCCGCAGAGGAACCGAAUGCCUCCGCCGAGGCCCGACGUGGGCGCCAAGCCCGAGAGCGGGGCCCCUCCGGUACCUAACACGCCCAGGCCCAUUCAAUCCAGUCUGCACAACCGCGGGGGCUCCAGGCAGCCCGGCCCCGGGCCGACGCCCCCGCCUUUCCCUGGAAACCGGGGCGCUGCGUUUGGAGGAGGCUCCGUCCGCCAGACCCCCUCGGCCUUCUCGAACCGGCCUCCCUUGCCCCCUACCCCGAGCAGGGCCUUGGAUGACAAGCCCCCGCCGCCGCCGCCGCCGAUGGGCAACAGGCCCUCCGCGCACCGGGAAGCGCUCCCAACGCCGCCCCCUCAGAACAGCAAGCCCCCGGUGCCCUCCACCCCGCGGCCGUCCUCCCUGUCGCAGGCGCCACCGCCGCCGCCACCCAGCAGGCCCGGCCCUGCCCACCCGCCUCCAGGUCCCAGCGGCAGCGACGAAAUCCCCCGGCUCCCGCAGCGGAAUCUGUCCCUCAGCUCGUCCGCACCGCCGCCCUUGCCUUCGCCGGGACGUUCGGGGCCUCUGCCUCCCCCGCCCAGUGAGAGGCCCCCGCCCCCAGUGAGGGACCCGCCGGGCAGAUCAGGCCCUCUCCCACCUCCUCCUCCAAUAAACAGAAAUGGCAGCACAUCUCGGGCCCUGCCUGCCACCCCACAGUUGCCAUCCAGAGGAGGAGUAGACAAUCCCAGGAGUGGGCCCCGGCCGCCCCCUCCUCCAGACAGGCCUGGUGCUGGGGUGCCUCCCCCACCUCCACCAUCAACAUCAAUUAGAAACGGCUUCCAAGACUCUUCAUGUGAAGAUGAGUGGGAAAGCAGAUUCAACUUCCAUCCCAUUUCUGACUUGCCACCUCCAGAGCCAUAUGUGCCAACAACCAAAAGUUAUCCCAGUAAAUUGGCAAGAAGUGAAAGCCGGAGUGGAUCCAACCGAAGAGAAAGGGGUGCCCCCCCACUUCCUCCCAUCCCAAGGUGAUCCCAGCCGGCCCUUCUCCGCCCGAGCCCAAGAGCUACUUCUGUUGUUGCUGUCAAGAGCUGCACACCCUCCUCCCCUUGUCUUCCUUGUCCUUUUCAUAUUGGGAGUAGGGAAGAAGGGAGGGUGAUGUGGGAAUAUGUGUGUGGGGGGGGUGGGAAUCCAAUGAAGAAAUGCACCUAGAUUUUUAUUUUGUGUAGAUCCUCAAAGCUAUUGCUUGCUUCAGCUACAGCCCACCAGUGCCGACUGCUUGGGUUCGACUAGCUUUUAUGGCAAGUAGGCAGAGAUGAACUGUGUCCCAGCUUCUUUCAACCAACCAAAUUCAAACAUUCACUGCAUGUUUGCCACAGAUAACGUUAAAGUCCCUGAGAGCUGCUUGCUUCCGUGCCAUUUUUGCGUGCUUGGCCUCCUGUCUGUUUCCAGGAACCACAGACCACCUACACAAGUUGCUGAGCAAGGGUGCACAUGACAUUUUUGCGGUUAUAGAUUAUAAUCUUUGGCAGCCUGAGGUAGGCUCUAGGACAGACUGUCCAAUAGCAAUAUAGUGUGAGCCACAUAUACAAUUUAAAUAUUUCCAGUAGCCACAAUAAAAAAGGAAAAGAAAUAGGUAAAAUUAAUUUUAAUAUAUUUUUAUCCAAAAUAUCAUUUUGACCUGCAAUUAAAGUAACAACCAUUAAUGAGAUAUUUUACUUUUUUUUUUUGUACUAAUGUUUCAAAAUCUGGUUUUGUGUUUUACACUUAAAGCACAUCGCUAUCUGGACUAGUCACAUUUCAAGGACUCAGUGACCACACAUGGCAGUGGCUACCAUGUUGGGCAGUGCAGGUCUAGAAGACAGAGGCUAGCACAAAUACCUCCUGUUUGGAAAAAAAAAAUGCACAAUGAUGUUUAGCAAUUCAAAAGGUAACUAAAAAUAAAGUUAGGACCCAACACCUUGCCUGGCAGACAGCAUGACCUUAGAUUGUGCUCCCUUAUUUUCCCUCUUCCCUUAAUAUCUGUGUACAAGUGUUGCUUCACAGUCCCAAGGUCAGAAGUUACUCUAAUAGGGUUUACAGUUACGUGGAAUAAAGCCAUUGCAAAGAAACUGAAAGCCUGUUGGGGCUUCUGGGCUCAGAACCAGCUGGCUGGAGCUCACCUGUCAGCUGGACUUCUGCCUUGCCCAUUGGAAGAGGCCGCCCAGCUUGCUCCUCAGGCGGGGAGGCUUGUAGGCCCAGUAGUGGGGGUGGGGAGGGGGUAGUCAGGGAAAGGUAGCAAAUCAGAAACUCAGAAGAAGGGACCAGAUUUGGGUUGAUGGGCAAACUCUAAAAAUCUAAAUCUGAUGCUUAUAGGGUUGAGAGAAAGAGAUUGCUACUGGAAAUCAGAGGGAAUUUGCUUCGAAACUAUCCAAAUGCAGCUAUGCAAAUACAGCUCCCAAAGGGACCUUAGGGAAGAGCCAGCCUUGCCUUUUUUUGUAUGAUUUUGUUUACAGACCUUACUGGGAUUUUUCAUCUAGCUAUAGAGUUGGGGGAACAAUUUCCAUUUAUUUUAUAACAGUUGAUUAUGUUUGAAAUUACCAUUACUUGUUUUUCAAAAGCACAUGGUCACAAAUGUAUAUGUAUAUCUACCUAAAGUUUGUAUCAUGGUUUCAGUGUAUUAUUCAACUGUGACGGAGAGAUGCUAACAAGAAAUCAAUCCAAAGAAAAUUUUGAAAGAAGCAUUCCUAUUUAUAGAAGAAAUAAUUGUUUCAUUUAUAUAAAAGCAAAAGAACUUGGAGUUCUACUAAAUGGGAUGUCUAAAUAAUUAUGAUGUUGCCCAUUUGAAUAUACUGUAUUUUUAUAACUUUUCUUGCCAAAGUCCUGGGCUUAGUACAUUAGAGAACUUGGGUCCCUCCCUCCUCUACCAUUCAUUUGUCUUCUAGGCACUUGGGGUCCUUUACCCAAAGAAUAAAAAAAUAUAAAGGUAUAACAAGCUUGGCAAAGUAUUUCCUCCCCCCAAAAAUGGUAUUGCUCAUAUUUUGGUAAUACAGCAACAUCGUUUUAUUUGGGAUUCUUUGAUCAGUUAUCAUUCUUGAAUCUAUAGUUGAUUAAAACUCCUAUGAGAAAGCCUAAUGACACACUUCAGAAAAGGGGCUUUGCUAGCAAAUAUGGCAGAGGAAAGUGUGACCCAUAAAAAGGGGAUCUGGACUUUGUACAGGGAAGUAGGAAUGGCCAAGGUCCUUGUAUAUCUCAACUUUGCAGGUGCCAUCCUAAAGUCUGAAACAGGGUCCCAACUCAAAGUUACUAUUCACCAGGAGGGAGAGGCGUUAGAAUGUGUUUUUUAAGUGAAUGUUUCAUGAAUACACUUACCAUCUUGCUUUGAAAGUUAGCAACCUAAUUGCAUCCAAAACUUUGAAUAAGUUCUAUGCUAAAAUUUUCAACUAUGGUAAAUCACAAAACUGAAUAAUUUUCUUCCCUGAAAUCAGAGCUUACGUGUGUGUGUUUUUCCAUAAAUUUUCCAGGUAAUGUAUUCAAGAUGCAAUACAGUAUUUUAACAUUCACAUAUCAUUUUAUAUUGAAAUGUAUUACAGUAUUAAAAUUCAGUGUUCGGUAUUUAUUUCACUAUGCAUUUUAUUUAGUAAAAGCCUAGAAAAUGUUUAAUCCAAUGGUGCCUUACUUUGUGAUUGGAAAGAAAUCAACUUUUUAUGUCUAAGCAGCAGAUUAUUUGCAUAUUUGUAACAAACGGUUAGGCCUUUAUAUUUUAACUUGUAAUACCAAUUUUGUUAUCUUAGUAACAGAUAUGGGAUGGGAUGAUUGUUAAAGUGCCCUGAAUUUUUUGGUAUGAAAUUAAUUUUCCCCUGUUUAUAGUCAGGGACUGUAAAGAAAGAAAAAACAUUUUUCAUACCACUGCACUAUGUAAACAAACACAUUUUGGUAUCUAAGUCAUGGGGAUAGUUUAAAUGGUACAGAGUCUAUCCAAGACAUCUGUGUCUUUGUAAGUUAGCCACAAAAUAAAUAAAAGCAGAAUUCUAUGAGUGUCAA